CUGCUGAGGAGGAGGAGGAGGAGGAGGAGGAGGAAGAGCAGCUCUGCCUGGCUGUGAUGUGAUGCCGCUGGAUGAUGGCUGCUUUCGGGAUCCUAAGUUACGAACACCGGCCUUUAAAGAGGCCCCGACUCGGCCCUCCGGACGUUUACCCACAAGACCCGAAGCAGAAAGAGGAUGAGUUGACUGCACUGAAUGUGAAACAAGGAUUCAAUAACCAACCAGCUGUGUCUGGUGAUGAACAUGGCAGUGCCAAAAAUGUCAACUUCAAUCCUUCAAAGAUCAGUUCAAACUUCAGCAGCAUCAUUGCAGAGAAGCUGCGUUAUAGCACGUUUCCAGACACGGGGAAACGCAAGCCGCAGGUCAACCAGAAGGAUAAUUUCUGGCUUGUCACAGCAAGGUCACAGAGCUCCAUCAAUAACUGGUUCACGGAUUUAGCGGGGACUAAACCUCUGACACAGCUGGCUAAAAAGGUUCCAAUCUUUAGCAAAAAGGAGGAGGUUUUUGGAUACUUGGCCAAGUACUCGGUCCCUGUCAUGCGCUCAGCAUGGAUGAUCAAGAUGACCUGUGCGUAUCACGCAGCCAUCACAGAGACUAAAGUCAAGAAGAGGCACGUGAUUGAUCCUUGUAUAGAAUGGACUCAGAUUAUUACUAAGUACCUGUGGGAGCAGCUUCAGAAGGUGGCCGAGUUUUACAGACAGUUUCCCAGUCAGGGCUGCAGCUCGCCACUACCAGCCACUCCUGCUGACGUGGAGACGGCCAUGAAGCAGUGGGAGUACAACGAGAAGCUAGCCAUGUUCAUGUUUCAGGAUGGUAUGUUAGACAGACACGAGUUCCUGACGUGGGUGCUGGAGUGUUUUGAGAAGGUCCGACCUGGUGAAGACGAGCUUCUCAGACUUCUCCUGCCGCUUUUACUACAGUACUCAGGGGAAUUUGUACAGUCGGCUUACUUGUCACGGAGGCUGGCUUACUUCUGCACACGCCGCCUCAACCUGUUGCUAAGCGACGGGAGCCUGGGCCCCGGCACAGGAGGGCAUCCAGCCCAUGGCAUGUUGACGCAGCAAGGUAACGCCCUGCCCCCCACCCCGACCUCGCAGCCGGUGGGAGGGAACCAGCUCCAGACGGCUUUCACAGACUUCUACAUCUGCCCUCAGCACCGGCCUCUGGUGUUCGGGCUCAGCUGCAUGCUACAGAGCAUCGUGUUGUGUUGUCCCAGUGCUCUGGUGUGGCAUUACUCUCUAACAGACAGCAGAAACAAAACUGGUUCACCUCUAGACCUGCUGCCCAUCGCUCCGUCCAGCCUACCAAUGCCAGGGGGAAAUACGGCCUUCACACAGCAGGUCCGUACAAAGUUGAGAGAAAUCGAGGAGCAAGUGAAGGAGCGAGGCCAGGCCGUGGAGUUCAGGUGGUCGUUUGACAAGUGUCAGGAGACCACAGCAGGCUUCACCAUCGGGAGGGUUCUCCACACCCUGGAGGUUUUAGACAACCACAGCUUUGAGAAGUCCGACUUUAACAACUCACUGGAUUCACUGUACAACCGAAUAUUCGGGUCAGGUCAGAGUAAAGAUGGCCAUGAGAUGUCCCCAGAUGAUGACGCGGUGGUGACCUUGCUUUGUGAAUGGGCCGUGUGCUGUAAACGCUCUGGCAGACACAGAGCCAUGGUGGUGGCCAAGCUGCUGGAAAAGAGACAGGCUGAAAUAGAAGCUGAGAGGUGUGGUGAGUCGGAGGUGGUGGACGAGAAGGGCUCCGUGUCAUCCGGCUCCCUCUCAGCCGCCACACUACCAGUCUUUCAGGAUGUGCUGCUACAGUUCCUCGAUACUCAGGCCCCCACACUGACGGAGCCCGGGAACGAAAGCGAGCGAGUGGAGUUCUCCAACCUGGUCCUGCUGUUCUGCGAGCUCAUCCGUCACGACGUCUUUUCCCACAACAUCUACAUGUGCACGCUCAUUUCCCGCGGCGACCUGGCUUCUGACUCCCACCUGCCGCGCCCGCGCUCCCCCAGCGACGAGCCCUCGGAUGAGUCAGAGCGCAAGGAGCAGGACGCAGGCAGCAGUGUCAAGAUGGAGGAUACCGGUCUGUCGGAGUCGAUGGAAAUCGAUCACAACUCCAGUGCUAAUUUUGACGAGAUGUUCUCUCCUCCGAUGCUCUGCGAGUCUAAAGGGAGCCCCUCCCCUGAGAAGCCAGCUCCAGAGCAGGACAGCAAGGCCGGCUGUAAGGACAAGGGCAUGGAUCCCGCCUUCCCUCAACUGUAUGAGCAACCUCGCCACAUUCAGUACGCCACUCACUUCCCUAUUCCUCAGGAGGAGAGCGCCAGCCACGAGUGCAACCAGCGGUUAGUGGUCCUCUACGGCGUGGGCAAACUGAGGGAUGAGGCGCGACACACCAUCAAGAAAAUCACCAAAGACAUCUUGAAGGUGCUGAACCGCAAAAGCACAGCAGAAACAGGAGGCGAGGAGGGACAAAAGAGGAAGAGGAGUAAGCCGGAGGCCUUUCCCACCGCAGAAGAUAUCUUCUCCAAAUUCCAGCACCUCUCCCACUUUGACCAGCACCAAGUCACCUCCCAGGUGUCCAGAAAUGUGCAGGAACAGAUCGCCAGCUUUGCCUUAGGGAUGUCUUAUCACCUGCCUCUCGUCCAGCACAUUCAGUUCAUCUUUGACCUCAUGGAGUAUUCCCUCAACAUUAGUGGCCUCAUAGACUUUGCUAUCCAGCUUCUGAAUGAGUUGAGUGUGGUGGAAGCCGAGCUGCUGCUGAAGUCAUCCAGCUUGGUGGGCAGCUACACCACCAGCCUGUGUUUGUGUAUCGUUGCUGUGCUGAGGAGGUACCACUCCUGCCUCAUUCUCAAUCCUGAGCAGACUGCGCAAGUCUUCGACGGGUUGCGCAUCGUGGUGAAAUCAGGUGUGAACCCGGCAGACUGUUCCUCUGCUGAGCGCUGUAUCUUGGCCUACCUGUACGACCUCUACACCUCCUGCAGCCACCUCAAGAACAAGUUUGGCGAGAUAUUCAUUGAGUUCUGCUCCAAAGUGAAAAACUCCAUCUAUUGCAACAUCGACCCUUCAGACUCCAACAUGCUUUGGGAUCCCGGGUUCAUGCUGGAGGCCAUCGCCAACCCCUCAGCCCACAACUUCAACCACUCCAUGGUGGGCAAGAUCCUCAACGACAGCCCGGCAAACCGCUACAGCUUCGUCUGUAACGUGCUCAUGGAUGUGUGCGUGGACCACAGAGACCCAGAGAGGGUGAACGAUAUUGGGAUCCUGUGUGCAGAGCUGACGGCGUAUUGUCGCUCACUGAGUGCUGAGUGGCUCGGCAUCCUCAAGGCUCUCUGCUGCUCCUCUAACAAUGGCAACUGUGGCUUCAAUGACUUGCUGUGUAACGUAGAUGUUAGUGAUUUGUCCUUCCAUGAUUCCCUGGCAACCUUCGUAGCCAUUCUCAUCGCUAGACAGUGCCUACUCCUGGAAGACCUGGUUCGCUGUGUGGCCAUUCCUUCCCUCCUCAAUGCAGCCUGCAGCGAGCAGGACUCCGAGCCCGGAGCCAGACUCACCUGCAGGAUUCUGUUGCACCUUUUCAAGACGCCGCAGCGUAACCCCGUCCCCCAAGAUGGUGUGAAGUCAGAUAAAUCCUCAGUUGGUAUCCGGUCGUCUUGUGAUCGCCACCUUCUCGCUGCUUCUCAGAACAGCAUAGUUGUUGGAGCGGUGUUUGCUGUCCUCAAAGCUGUCUUCAUGCUGGGUGAUGCUGAGCUAAGAGGCUCAGGACUGUCGCACCCUGCCGGCCUCGACGACAUAUCUGAAGGGCGCAAUGUCUCCAUAGAAACGGCCAGCUUGGAUGUAUAUGCAAAGUAUGUUCUGAAGACGAUCUGCCAGCAGGAGUGGGUUGGAGAGCGCUGCCUGAAGUCUCUGUCUGAGGACAGCAGUGCCCUCCAGGACCCGGUUCUGGUAAACAUUCAGGCCCAACGUCUCCUGCAGCUUAUCUGCUAUCCACAUCGCCAGCUGGACAGCGAUGACGGCGACAACCCUCAAAGGAAUCGCAUCAAACGCAUCCUACAGAACAUGGACCAAUGGACGAUGAGGCAGUCGUCCCUGGAGCUGCAGCUGAUGAUCAAACAGAGCGCAAACAAUGAGCUCUACUCGCUCUUGGAGAACAUCGCCAAGGCCACCAUAGAGGUGUUUCAGAAAUCAGCUGAGAUGAACAGUAACCCCUCAGGGAACGGAGCAGCGGCACAAGGCGGCUCAGCAUCCAACAACAACAGCACCGCCAGCAAGAUGAAGCCCAUUUUAAGCUCAUCAGAGCGGUCAGGUGUGUGGCUGGUGGCUCCGCUGAUAGCCAAGCUGCCCACCUCGGUUCAGGGUCAUGUACUGAAAGCAGCAGGAGAGGAGUUGGAGAAAGGACAGCACCUGGGCUCUUCCUCACGCAAGGAGAGGGACAGGCAGAAACAGAAAAGUAUGUCUCUGCUGAGCCAGCAGCCAUUCUUGUCUUUGGUGCUGACCUGCUUGAAGGGGCAGGAUGAACAGAGGGAAGGCCUUCUCACCUCCCUCUACAGCCAGGUGCAGCAGAUCGUCACCAACUGGAGGGAAGACCAGUACCAGGACGACUGCAAGGCGAAGCAAAUGAUGCACGAAGCUCUGAAACUACGACUGAAUCUCGUGGGUGGCAUGUUUGACACGGUGCAGCGCAGCACCCAGCAGACCACUGAGUGGGCGGUACUACUCCUUGACAUCAUCAGCAGCGGCACAGUGGACAUGCAGUCCAACAAUGAGCUCUUCACAACCGUGUUGGACAUGUUGAGCGUGUUGAUUAACGGCACGCUGGCUGCUGACAUGUCCAGUAUCUCUCAGGGCAGCAUGGAGGAGAAUAAGAGAGCCUAUAUGAACCUGGUCAAGAAGCUCAGGAAAGAGCUCGGGGAUCGGCAGUCAGAAAGUUUGGAAAAGGUUCGCCAGCUUUUGCCGCUGCCCAAGCAAACUCGGGACGUCAUAACCUGUGAACCUCAAGGCUCACUGAUAGACACAAAGGGCAACAAGAUCGCUGGAUUUGAGAAGGAGGGCCUUCAAGUAUCUACCAAACAGAAGAUUUCUCCCUGGGACGUCUUCGAGGGCCUCAAACACUCCGCCCCUCUCUCCUGGGGCUGGUUUGGUACGGUGCGCGUGGACCGCAAAGUCACCAAGUUUGAGGAGCAGCAGCGUUUCCUGCUCUACCACACCCACCUGAAGCCCAAACCACGCAGCUAUUACCUGGAGCCGCUGCCCCUGCCCCCCGAAGAGGAGGAGCCGCUGACGCCCGUCUCCCAGGAACCGGAGAAGAAGAUGAUGGAGGCCGUGAAGCCGGAGAAGCCCGUGCCCGCCUUGCCCACCGACACAAACAAGAAGAAAUCGAACAAGAAGAAGAAAACUCCGUCUGCCAAGACAGAGGACUAUGUGAACCGUGCACCAGGCGGCGUGGCCUACGGGACUAGUAUGCCACCUGAGCUGAUGCAGAACCACCCGUAUGGCAGGCUGCCGUACAGCCAGCCAAACAUGAGCAUGUACGCACAGAACCAGCCUCUACCUCCAGGAGGUCCAGGUUUAGAACCUCCAUACAGACCUGCUCGCAACCCACAGAUGAAGAUGAUGCCCACUCGGCCCGGCUACCCAGGCAUGAUGCCCGGUAUGCAGGGAAGCAUGCCGGGCAUGAUGGGACUGGACAAGCAAUACCCGAUGGGUUAUAAGCCUCAGCCGACCAUGCCACAGGGCCAGAUACUCCGACAGCAGUUACAGGUCAGACUGAAUCAGAGCAUGAUCGGGCAGCAGAUUAGACAAAUAACACCCAACCAACCGUAUACUUCAAUGCAGGCAUCUCAAAACAUAUCUCAGGGCUAUACCACGUACGCAUCACACAUGGGGAUGCAGCAGCAUCCGUCCCAAGGUGGUGGUAUAGUUCCGUCCUCCUACGGGAACCAGAACUUCCAGGGUGCCCAUCCUGGAGCCAACCCGGCUGUGGUGGAUCCUCUUCGGCAAAUGCAGCAAAGGCCCAGUGGUUACGUUCACCAGCAGGCUCCCGGCUACGCACACAAUAUGCAGAACACACAGAGGUUUGCCCACCAGCCCCUCCAGCAGAAUCCCAUCAUGCACGGUCUCAGUCACAUGGGAGGCCAGGGCGUCCAUCCAGGUUUGAGGCCCAAUCCGAUGCUGGCAGAACAACAGCAGCAGCAACAGCAGCAGCAACAGGCAGCACAGCAGCAGCAGCAGUACCUCAGACAACAAGCACUCAGACAGCAGCAGGCCCAACAAGUUCAACAACAACAACAACAACAACAACAGCAACAGCAACAACAGCAGCAGCAGCAGCAGCAGCAACAACAACAACAACAACAGCAACAACAACAGCAACAACAGCAGGUGCAGCCCCAGCAGGUUCCUCCUCAACAGCAGGUUCCACAGCAGCAGCAACAACAGCAGCAGCAACAGCAGCAGCAACAACAGGUGUCAGCGGGGCCACCGCCAGGCCAGCAACAGAACCAGGGCCUGGGCAUGCAGACACUGCCCCCCCAGCAACCCAUGGUAGGUCCAACCCAGCUGACAGGGAUCGUCAUUAGUCCAGGUUGUGUGACGAAUGAUGGUUUUCCACGACAAGGGAUGCAGCAGACUCAACAGCAGCAGCAGACUGCAGCUCUGGUCCGACAGCUGCAACAGCAACUUUCAAAUACACAACCAGGACAGGGCACCAAUUCAUAUUACUGAUCGUGCUUGUUCAUAGUAGUGUGUGUGUGAAGAAUAGGCCCUCAUCAUGUGGGGAGGCCCGGCUCUGUAGAUUGGCAGAUGAAUGUGUCCAGUCCCGUGUAGGCUGUUAGGAGGGGAGACUUUUCAAGGCACAACGGACCACCAAACCGAUGAACCAAAUCCCACCUCGACCAGUGAGGCAACGAUCCGGAAAAUAAUCUUGACUUCAGUCGUGUAAUUAUGGAUUAUCAAAAGGAGGGAUUCUGCUCUGAAGUAAACAGAUAAUGGUUAAUAAUGGAAAAGUCUAUGUAAAAAAGUACCAGAAAUUAUAAGAAUAAUGCAAUUUUUUAUUUUAUUUCAAUUUGUACAAUUUUUUCAGUUUCGUGUAUUUCUCAUUAAAAAAUCAUGUCAGUUUUU
Sebastes umbrosus (honeycomb rockfish) is the source of this 7100-nucleotide messenger RNA. RefSeq names its product mediator complex subunit 12 (gene med12). Gene Ontology annotation, biological process: regulation of transcription by RNA polymerase II. The record is from RefSeq and is a predicted model, not a curated record. Gene Ontology annotation, cellular component: mediator complex. The transcript has 43 exons. The coding region runs from base 72 to 6704 and encodes 2210 amino acids. NCBI's taxonomy places the organism in Eukaryota, Metazoa, Chordata, Actinopteri, Perciformes, Sebastidae. Gene Ontology annotation, molecular function: transcription coactivator activity; beta-catenin binding.